AUGAGAUGUCAGGCUCGACGGUGGAUUGUAGCAGCUCAUGCUUAUCUGUUGCACCUGGUCAGUUGCCUUCUUUUUGCUAAUAAGAGUGCAACAUAUGUUCAUGUGGUGCACUUAGACGCUUUUCGCGACCUGGGUCAGAGUGGUGGUUAUGCUUGGGCAAUUGCCGCGCUGGUUCAUAUGUAUGACCAGUUAGAUGAAGCUUCUAAGACCACUACACGACAAAUUUGCGGGAUCUAUGAGCACUUUCCUAGUGUGCAUCAGUGCGUCACAGAUGAUGCAUACCAGGAGACGUCCCCAUGUGCUUCCCGGUGGCUGACGUCGAAGGUACAUAUGAAGGGAAUCACAGGAGCACCGUACCGGGCACGUUGUGAUGCUUUGACCGUCACAGAUGUGUCUUGGUUGCCAUACACUGAGCAUCGGGGGUUAGGGCCUUUGAGCUGA
Molecule: messenger RNA, 441 nt
Organism: Glycine soja
Lineage: Eukaryota; Viridiplantae; Streptophyta; Magnoliopsida; Fabales; Fabaceae
Product: protein MAIN-LIKE 2-like
Exons: 2
Coding region: 1-441 (146 amino acids)
Source: RefSeq, a predicted model, not a curated record